CAUCAACGAUUGGCCAGACAGCAUUGGGGCGAGAAUUGCCGCCAAUCAGCGUCAGUUUAGUGUACAGUUUCUCUUUGUCACUCUUUAGGAGUUUCAAUGUUGCGCAAAGAGGAGGGGUUCGGGCCGCCGCCAUAGUCGUCAUGUACCCAAGGUUCUUUUCUCCACGGAGUUAAACUCUGCUGUCUACUCCCCGGGAAACUAUGGACGGUUUCCCCAACUUUGACUGAGGGUCUCGUUCCUGAACCUCAUCUUAACUAGAACCUUAUCAUGGCAGAGGGAACCCUUCGAGACCAAGAACUGAUCGGCGAGAAAUCUGAUGUCACACACCAGGAACUUAUUCACCAUGGACAGCUCUCAGAAGAGGAGCUGGAGAUUGAGAUGAGAUUGAGGCGAAAGAUUGACUGGCGAAUCAUGCCCCUGGUAAUCCUGGUCUAUCUGAUGAACUAUAUUGACAGGAAUAAUUAUGCUGCUGCGAAACUCCAAGGCCUUGUUGACGAUCUUCAUCUUGUCGGUGACCAGUAUCAGGUCGGACUUUCGAUCCUCUUCGUAGGCUACAUUCUCAUGCAGGUGCCUUCAAACCUUCUCUUGAACUACGCUGGUCGGCCUUCGUGGUAUCUUGGCUUCUUUACGAUGGCUUGGGGUCUGGUAUCGGCAUGCACAUCGCAAGUCAAGAGCUACAGCGGCAUUGUUGCGUGUCGAUUUAUUCUGGGAAUUGUUGAGGCCCCGUUCUUCGCUGGUGUGCUGUUCUAUCUCUCGAAAUGGUACACAAAAGAAGAGCUGGCGAAGAGAAUGGCCAUCUUCUACAGCGGCUCUCUCAUCUCCGGCGCCUUUGGCAAUUUGAUAGCAGCCGGCAUUCUAAAUGGCCUGGAUGGCAACAUAGGAAUGGACGCCUGGCAGUGGCUGUACAUUAUCGAAGGUGUCAUCACUGUUUUCAUUGGCUUGCUUGUCGCCCUAAUUCUCCCAGACUUCCCAAAUACCUGGCGCGCUUUCUCUCCCGAGAUGAAGCGCGUCGCUAACCGCCGUCUUGCCAUCGAUGCCGCCGAAGCAGACGUCGAUGAGACUGGCGGUAUGUCGCAAAUUCAUGGGAUGAAACUGGCUUUUAUGGAUCCGAAGACAUACAUGCUAGCAGUCGCAUAUAUGGGCAUUACCGGCGCGGCGGGAUUCCAAAAUUUCUUCCCCACGCUAACCAAGACACUCGGCUACAAUGAAAUCAUCUCUCUCCUGCUCGUCGCCCCACCCUACGUCUUCAUGGUGUUUUACUCUUAUGCACACUGCUACACCUCUGAUUACAUCGGCAACCGCUUCUGGUUCCUCGCGUAUCCAGUCUUCUUCUCUAUCGCCGGCUUCAUCAUUUUCAUGACCACAAACUCUUUCGGCCCCCGCUAUUUUUCCUUCUUCCUCAUGAACUUCGUCUUCGCACAAAAUGGUACUAUAUACGCUUGGAUCUCCAACGCAAUCCCUCGUCCACCCGCAAAACGCGCCGCCGCCUUCGCGUUCAUCAACUCCAUCGGUAACUCCGCUUCUAUCUGGACCCCGUUUACAUACUUCCCAAGCAGCGCGCCGCAUUAUCGCCCUGCCUUAGGGAUUUGUAUUGGGUUGGAGGUUCUAGCGUUGGCGAUGUUUCUGGGGAUGAGGGUUUAUUUGCAGAUGCAGAAUAAGCAGCUUGCUAGGAUGGAGAAUGAGAAUGCGAUGUUGACGCAGAAGGAUAUGCGGAUGUUGCAGAAGACGGCUGAGUUUGAGGGGAUUAAUAUUGCGGCGGCGAGGGUUAUGCAGAAGGGGUAUAGAUUUAUGACGUGAGGUGGCUGAAUUGGGGUGAUGGAGUGUUUUAAAGGCGUGUACGGAGGAAGAGGGGGAUAAGGUGGAGGUGAAGGAUAGCCUGAAAGUG
Molecule: messenger RNA, 1885 nt
Organism: Lindgomyces ingoldianus
Lineage: Eukaryota; Fungi; Ascomycota; Dothideomycetes; Pleosporales; Lindgomycetaceae
Product: permease of the major facilitator superfamily
Exons: 4
Coding region: 268-1797 (509 amino acids)
Biological process (GO): transmembrane transport
Cellular component (GO): membrane
Molecular function (GO): transmembrane transporter activity
Source: RefSeq, a predicted model, not a curated record